This is a messenger RNA of Limulus polyphemus (Atlantic horseshoe crab), 4791 nucleotides long. RefSeq names its product low-density lipoprotein receptor-related protein 1-like. The record is from RefSeq and is a predicted model, not a curated record. NCBI's taxonomy places the organism in Eukaryota, Metazoa, Arthropoda, Merostomata, Xiphosura, Limulidae. The coding region runs from base 1 to 4791 and encodes 1596 amino acids. Gene Ontology annotation, molecular function: calcium ion binding; protein binding. The transcript has 31 exons.
AUGCACUUGCAGUUUCAGAUGGUCACGACUACAACUCCUGUUACUGCUGCAGUAGAAUUACCAACCACUCUAACAGAUGCCCCUCAUACCCUUCCUCCUCCCUUACAGUCUGACUUUGACUUGUGGCUGGAUUGGGACAAUACUACAGUGGGCGUUCCUUUUCCUCGUCCGGAAUGUCAUCUUUUAGAGAUGCUUCUUUUUCUAGUUGGGGGUGUAUCCCAACACUCAGGAGGUUUCAGGGUUGAUGAUCAAAAUGAUAAAAAAACCUUAUUAAAAUGUGGAAAAGUGUUUGACCUCAACACACAGUGGGAAUUUCAGUCGCCUAAAGAUUUUUCUUUAAACAAUGUGAGUGAUGCAGCACUGGAUUGGGUAUCAGGAAACUGGUAUUUUCUGGAUGGUAGAAACCAACUGAUGUUUCUUUGUAAUAACAGUCUCACUGUCUGCAUCACUGUUAUUGAUGUAGCCUUAAAUAAUCCUCGAGGGAUUGCUCUUGAUCCAACUACUGGGCUGAUGUUCUUCACUGAAUGGGGCAGCACAGCUCCACUUGUGGAGAGAGCCAAUAUGGAUGGGUCUGAGAGAAUUAAGCUGGUAGAGAAAAAGAUAGUUUAUCCACGGGGUAUUACUAUAGAUUACCCUAAUGCUCAUGUAUACUGGGUCGAUGCUUACUUAGAUUAUAUUGAAAGAGUCAAUUAUGAUGGUUCCAACAGACACACACUUAUUCAGGGAUCAAAGAUGAAGAAUUUGUUUGAAAUUACAAUGUUCGAGCAGUAUAUUUAUACUACAAGUGGGCAUGAGAAUAGUAUCCUUUCCAUUCAUCGUUUCAAUCGUUCAGAUGUGCGUUUAGUGAAGGGAAACAUAUCUCAUUCUCUGUCUAUACGUGUGUAUCACAGACAGAGGCAACCAGAAGUGGAUCAUCCAUGUACUAAGAACAAUGGAAAUUGUGAACAUAUUUGUAUUCCAAUGUACAAGAAUGACACAGCAUUUGCAAUGUGCAGGUGUAAGGCUGGAUACAGAGUACUGCUUAGAAGUGGACGAUGUGUCAAAGCAAAGCAGUCGCAACUUUUGAUAUACGCUGUUGGUCGUCCGGGAGUUAUCAAGGGAAUCUCUCUGAAUCCUGGAAGGAAGCAAGAGCAGGUGAUGGUACCAAUUAGGGGAUUGAAGAGACCUACAGCAAUAGAUUUUGAUGCUAAAACACAGUUCAUUUAUUAUUCCGAUGUACAGAGAUUUGUUAUUGAGAGACAAAAGGUUGAUGGAAGUCAGCGUGAAAUUUACCUUGAUAAAGCUGUUGACAACUGUGAAGGAAUAAGUGUAGACUGGAUGGGACGAAAUCUUUAUUGGACAGAUGAAGGCCUGAAAGCCAUAUUUGUUGCACGACUUGAUGAUUCUUCAAUACGAAAACGGUUGAUUACUGGCAACAUGACUCGCCCUCGGGCUAUUGUAGUGGAUCCAAAGAGAGGAUAUUUAUACUGGUCAGAGUGGUCUACAGACACUGGGCCUUUAGUUGACUCGUACUCUUUUAGAGGGAAGAUUGAACGUGCUUAUAUGGAUGGAUCUCACCGAGAGGUUUUUGUAAAGGAGGACAUUCAGUGGCCAAAUGGUCUAACAGUAGAUUAUAUUGGCAAGAAGUUGUACUGGUGUGAUGCAUUUUUUCAUACCAUUGAAAGAAUCAGUUUAGAUGGGUUAAAAAAAGAGAAACUAUAUGAAGGGGAUGGUGUGGAUCGACCUUACGGAAUUGCUCGCCAGGGUGACUUUAUUUAUUGGACAGAAUUUCACAGAGGACUCAUACUGAGGUUAGACCUGAAAAAUAAGACAAUUAUUACGUUAGCCACGGAGAAUAUCCCAUUGUUUGAAUUGGUUCUUUAUGAUAAUGACACUCAGAUUGGAAAGAAUGAAUGUUCAGACAACAAAAGAGGUUGUGAAGACUUGUGCCUGGUAACCCCCAAAUCUCCAGUGUGUGCUUGUAGAGAUGGCUUUGUGUUAUCAAGUGAUAUGAAGUCCUGUAAAGAGUCCAUAAACUACACCAAACCUUCUCGCUGUGAUGAAGGAGAAUUUGAAUGUCUCAAAAACCUUCGUUGUAUAGACAGACAUUAUCUUUGUGAUGGAGAUAAUGAUUGUGGUGAUAAUUCAGAUGAAGAUUCCUCAGUAGGUGGCAUCUGUGAAAAGGUUACAUGUCAGCCAAACCAGUUUCAAUGUGAUAUCCUUCGAUGUAUUUCUAUUUACUGGGUCUGUGAUGGUGAAAUAGAUUGUACUGAUGGUACUGAUGAGGAGCCCCUUUAUAAAUGCAAAAACAGUACGUGUGGCCCUCAUCAAUUUUCGUGUAAGGUCAGUGGAAAAUGUAUUCCAAUAAACUGGGUUUGUGAUAUUGAAUAUGAUUGUGAUGAAGGAGAUACAUCUGAUGAGCAUGAAAAUUGUGAUUAUCCAGCAUGCCAAGAGACUGAGUUUCACUGUGACAACAACCGUUGUAUUCCUCGUUUCUACAUAUGUGAUGGUGAUGAUGACUGUGGAGACACCUCCGAUGAGCGUAACUGUGAUGAAAGCUGUAACAGUACUUCCAGUUUUCAGUGUGUUACGAGUGGUCAGUGUCUCAACAUAAACUUGCGGUGUGAUGGUAUCUAUGACUGUGUUGAUGGGUCUGAUGAAGAUGACUGCCCAAUACCUGCCAUUUCUCAUCCAUGUGAAGAGAGUGAAUUUCAGUGUAGCAAUGGAGAGUGUGUCCAAGCAGUUUGGGAAUGUGAUGGUAAAAAUGACUGUGUAGAUGGAAGUGACGAGAAAGACUGUGUAAACACAACCUGUAGUUCUACAGAUAAGAUGUGUGACAAUGGAAAGGAAUGCAUUCCAGUAUUGUUCUUCUGUGAUGGGAAUAAAGACUGCAGUGAUGGUUCUGAUGAAUCACCAGAUGAAUGUGAAAUUACAGAACCAAGUUGCUUGCCUCCAAACCGAACUUGUGAUAAUAGUACCUUAUGCCUUGAACCUUCACAGUUUUGCAACAAAGUAGCUGAUUGUUCUGAUGGAUCAGAUGAAGGAGGACUUUGUGACUUGGAUCGCUGUUUCUUCAGUGACUGUGAAGAUAUGUGUCAGAAUUCUCCAGAUGGACAUUUUUGUUACUGUACUAGAGGACUCCGAUUAAGCAAUGAUGGUAUAAGUUGUACUGAAAAGAACUCUUGUGAAGAAUGGGGAGCUUGUAGCCAAAAGUGUACACAGUUGAAACAUUACCACAAAUGUGAGUGUGAAAAUGGAUAUAGCUUGGAACCAGAUGGAUUUACAUGUAAAAGUACAGACCCAGCUGUUCCUUAUGUAGUGUUUUCUAACCGACAUGAACUUCGUAGUGUUGAUCUACACACACUUUCCUUCAAGACUUUAAUUCCUGGCUUGAAUAACACUAUUGCUCUUGAUUUUUACCAUGAUAAUGAUGAAGAUGUGAUCUUUUGGACAGAUGUGGCAGAUGAUAAGAUCUACAGAGGGAGCAUUGUGUCUGGCUCUUUGACAAAUGUAGAAGUAGUUGUUCAGAAUGGGCUGGCCACUGCUGAAGGCUUAGCUGUUGACUGGAUUGGUGAGAAUCUUUACUGGAUAGAAAGUAACUUGGAUCAGAUUGAGGUGGCCAAGUUAAAUGGAAGUUUUCGCCGUACCCUCAUUGCUGGAAGAAUGGAAAGCCCAAGAGCUAUAGCUUUGGACCCUCGUUUUGGGGUGAUGUUUUGGACUGACUGGGAUAAUGCUUCACCUCGGAUUGAGCAAGCUUCUAUGAGUGGAGAUGGGAGAAAAGUCAUCUUUCAAAUAUUGGACAUUAGUGAAGGAGGAGGGUGGCCAAAUGGACUGACCUUGGAUUACAUGGCUUUAAGAAUCUAUUGGAUUGAUGCCAGAUCUGACUCCAUUCACACCAUUACUUAUGAUGGUUUGGAGCACCAUGAAAUUCUAAGAGUUCAUCAAUUUCUUUCCCAUCCUUUUGCUAUCACUUUGUUUGGAAAUUAUGUAUAUUGGACAGACUGGAGAGCUAAUGCAGUUAUAAGAGCUAAUAAAUGGAAUGGAACUGAUGUGGAGAUUGUAGAAAGGUCCAGCACCCAACCAUUUGAUAUUCUGAUUCUGCACCCAUCUCGUCAGCCGAGAGACAAUGUGGCUAGCCCAUGUGCAGUCAACAAUGGUGGUUGUUCUCAUCUUUGUCUUCUAAGUUUCAACAAUACCUACCGUUGUCAUUGCCCUCAUCUUAUGAGGUUGGACAAGGAUGAAAAAACGUGCCUGACCAAUGAGAAAAUGUUGAUGUUCUCAAGACCUAAUGAUAUUCGAGGAGUGGACUUGGAGAUGCCAUUCUAUCAUGUAAUUCCUCCGUUUAGUCUUCCAAAAGUGCACAAGGCAACCACAUUACAGUUUGUUGCCAAAGACCAUGAAGUCUAUUGGUCAGACACUGAACUGAAUGAAAUUAAAAAGGCAUCUGUUACUGGAAUUACUAUGGAGACUGUAAUAGACACAGUUAUUACUAAUCCAUCUGGUUUUGCCAUUGACUGGGUGUCUCGGAUUAUGUUUUUUACAUCAUACCAAAAUGAAAGUGGGCAUGAAGCAUCAAUUUUUGCCAGCAAUUUGAAUGGGGAAUAUAUUGUGAAAGUCAUUGUUAUGAACAUGAGUAUCCCAAGAUCUAUAGCUGUCCACCCUUUCUUUGGAUUGUUAUUCUGGUCUGCAGAAGAAACAAAUCAGCAUGCUAUUUAUAUGUCACGUAUGGAUGGUUCCAACUCACAAAUUGUCACCUCCCAACAAGAAAACAAACUUUUGAUUACACCAGUCAGUAAGUUAAUUAUAUUGUGA